This is a messenger RNA of Pisolithus orientalis, 695 nucleotides long. RefSeq names its product cytochrome b5-like heme/steroid binding domain-containing protein. The record is from RefSeq and is a predicted model, not a curated record. The transcript is spliced from 5 exons. The annotation marks the transcript as partial. NCBI's taxonomy places the organism in Eukaryota, Fungi, Basidiomycota, Agaricomycetes, Boletales, Pisolithaceae. Gene Ontology annotation, cellular component: membrane; endomembrane system.
CUUCCAUUCACUGCUCGAACGUUCACCACCAGCCAAAUGGGACCGUCUCUGGACUUUGGGACGCCAAUCAACACGGCCUUGCUUGUUUACAUUCUGUACUCGGUACAGAAAAUCAUAUUCCCGCCAUUACCCGACCUAGCACCCAAGUCAGUCCCAACGGAAUUCAAGGACGGAUACUCAUGGAUGCCCAAGUCGCAUCCUCCGACGCUCUUGUACCAGACUUACACACCCAAGUCACUUGCAAAGUAUGACGGAAAGGACGGUGGUCGGAUUUUACUGGCCAUUAACGGUAUGGUGUUCGAUGUCACGGCCGGACGGAGUUUCUACGGACCGGACGGAAUGUAUGGCAACUUUGCAGGAAGAGAUGCUUCUCGUGGGAUGGCGAAGCAGUCUUUCGCUUUGGAAAUGCUGACUCCAGUAGACCAGCCGUUAGACAAGCUAGAAGACCUUGACCAAGAAGAAAUCGAGAAUAUGAGGGGUUGGAUCGAACACUUUUCGAACAAGUACGUGAUUUGCGGAAGGGCUGGUAGAGAACGAUGCUGUAUAAGUAUGGUUCUGGAGGGCAAUAUUACUGUCCGCUUGUCCGUCCUCUGGAUGUCCUUGUGUAUUAGUUGUUCGUCCCUUCAUUACAGUAGCACGAGAUUGUUUGUACUUGACAUGAUCAUCACCUUCCCUGCAAAAACACCCUUCGAUGG